AUGGCUCCGAAACUCACCAAGCAGCAAAAAGCAGACCUUGUCCUGCGGCUCUGCGCCCUCAAGGAGGCCCAGGCCCGGCAUCUCCGCACUGCGGUCCACAAGGCGGCCGUCGGAGCCGAGCGGAAAGUGCAUAGACGGGUGAAGAAGGUGAGUAUGACCGUGCGAUCGGUGCCGAUUCUCGAGGUGUUGAACUACGAGAGACGGGCGUCGCCCACGAUAGCCGAAAUCGGCAAGUUGGCCCGGCGGCCCUGA
Molecule: messenger RNA, 252 nt
Organism: Metschnikowia bicuspidata var. bicuspidata NRRL YB-4993
Lineage: Eukaryota; Fungi; Ascomycota; Pichiomycetes; Serinales; Metschnikowiaceae
Exons: 1
Coding region: 1-252 (83 amino acids)
Source: RefSeq, a predicted model, not a curated record